Messenger RNA from Fusarium musae, 906 nucleotides. RefSeq lists its product as uncharacterized. The transcript has 2 exons. NCBI's taxonomy places the organism in Eukaryota, Fungi, Ascomycota, Sordariomycetes, Hypocreales, Nectriaceae. Bases 1 to 906 code for a protein of 301 amino acids. The record is from RefSeq and is a predicted model, not a curated record.
AUGGCGCCAAUCGACCGCUGCUUGGCCUCCAUGGCUAGGCUAUCCCUCCUCCAGACUCCUCGGCCAGCAAUUCCCACGAUACCGAAGUUUCUUGCCCCGACAGCUGCUCAACAAGUUCGACAGGCUUCGGUUGUGAGAAUCAAGAAGACUGGAAAGAAGAAGAAGGCGUUGCCCAAGGACUUUAAGAGACAUAAUCUGGCUAAGAGGGAAUUUCCUCAAUACUCGUUAUGUGAAGCUAUGAGAGUCCUACGAGCUGUUGAAGUUGGACAACCGCCUGCUUCGGUCAAGUACGAAAUUCACAUCAACCUCAAGACCGCCCGAAACGGACCCGUCAUCAAGAACAGCGUCCGACUUCCUCAUCCCGUUCAGAGCGAUUGGCGAAUUGCCGUCAUCUGCCCCGAAGGCAGCGAGAUCGCCCAGCAAGCCACCGCCGCAGGUGCUGUGGCCGUCGGUCAAGAAACCCUCUUCGAAGCCAUCAAAAAGGAGCAGAUCAACUUCGACCGUCUCAUCUGCCACGAGGCCAGCGAGGCAGCUCUCAACAAAGCCGGUCUAGGAAAGAUCCUUGGUCCCAAGGGUCUCAUGCCCAGCAAGCGUAUGCGAACCAUCGUCCCGGACGUCGUCAAGUCGAUGCGAGACUCUGCUGGUGCAGCUGAUUACCGUGAGAGACAGGGUGUUAUCCGCAUGGCUAUCGGACAGCUGGGUUACUCGCCUGAUCAGCUCAAGAACAACAUCAAGGUGUUGCUGAACAAGGUCAAGGCGGAGUGUGCGGAGAUUUCAGAGGAGGUGCACAAGGAGGUUCACGAGGUUAUUCUCAGCACAACCCAUGGACCUGGUAUAAGCUUGAAUGGAAAGUUGAAGGAUGCAGAGGAGCAGAUUACCCCCGAGGCAUUGUCGAGCAUCAUGUAA